Messenger RNA from Didymodactylos carnosus, 2042 nucleotides. The record is from the annotation of a GenBank genome assembly. NCBI's taxonomy places the organism in Eukaryota, Metazoa, Rotifera, Eurotatoria, Philodinida, Philodinidae.
AUGGAAAAGCUGGACUUGGAUAUGAAGAGAUCUCGUCAGCAAUGUCCUAUAGUUGGUGGUCUCAUGUAUGGCAUCCUUGUUGACGAUUUAGAUAAAAAUCCAAACGUGCUUGUGGCUAAUGUUAAAGAAAGUGGCAAUUUAACAUUUCCCACAGAAAUAUUUGCUCAUGCUGGACCGCUGUAUUCAACAGCCUAUAUGGUUCCAACACGAUACAAAUACACGAAAUUUUGGCGCGUCAAAACACCAAGUGCGUCCAAAAAUGUCUAUCGUGAAAAUGAAGCAGACACAGGUAGGCACAACAUCAAGAAAAGUUUGUAAAAGUUCUACAAUAAUAUGCCGGAAUGUAUAUUCGAACCGUUUUGUGUUUUCCAAUACUUUUGGUCUACCAUAAAUACAAUUGUUUCCCUUUGUAUUGCUGAAGGAAAAGACCUCUACCAAUGGAAAAGUUCAUUAAUGUUGCCACUCUUGUCUGGUUCACUCUUUAGAUAGUUUACGACGCAAAUCAACGAGUGACGAUGAUGCUAUACACUACUGGACUAAGCAUGGGCUAUGGUCCACUUCUUAAAAUUCGGUUUUAUCUAAUUUUCGCUGAGAAAACAACUGACAGUCAAUUAUGAAUACUACAGAUGGGCCUUUCUUAUGUUUUUCUUGAGUAUUUCCUGUACUGACUGCUUUUUCUGCGCAACGAAAAUUAAACUCACAAUUUACCAAGAAAACUUAGAAAGCGUUGGAUGCAAGAAGCUUUUGCCGGUGCCUACUUAAGAACAUCCCCCUUUUCCCGAGUUUCUCAAGAAUGGCUCUACCGAAAAUUUUGAAACUUUCAGAGUAGAUAGAUCUCGACUAGCAGAGCAAAAGUUGUCAUAGACUUAGAAUUCUCGGAUACUCCCUUCUAUAAGAAAUAGGAGACGCAAGCUCCAAAAAUGACUUGAAGUUUUCCUCCUCGCAAACAUUCAACAUUCAUUUUUUAUGGCUCAAUUUCUUUUUAUUUCAACUGGAACCAAAUCCGGGUGUAUAUUUCUUUUUCUUUGAAAAAUACUGUUUCAUUCGCUUAGGAGAACCAAAAUACUGGAAGUCCUGCUAAAAAACGUGCUUUUUACUUAGGGUAAAUUUUGUAAAGUCUGCCAUAAUCACCAGAACAAUAUUUUUCAGAAAAAAAACAAUACACGCCGAUUUGGUCCUAGUUGCCAUAAAAAAAUUGCAGCUCAAUCGGUCGAAGCGUUUGGAAGAAAAAAGGAGAAAACUUCGAUUUUUCAUUAUAAAAGGCGCUUUUGAGAAAAGCGAUACUGUGCGUGUUGGUGCUAAACAGUACGUCUAAUCGAAAUGACUCUAGCUUUGGUUCCCUUAUGUCGCCUGAGGCUGCAGUUUGUCUUGUUCGAUUCAGAAGAGUCUGCUCUAUCUUUCACACGUAUGGACAAAAGUUUUUCGUUCCGUUUUCGAAAAUUUUGAAUUUUUAGCUGAAUGAAGCCGUUUUCGGACCCCUUCGCCGAACAUUCAUAACUUCUUGACUGAACAUCCAUUUGAAUUCGCUUGGAUCUCAAAUUGAAGAGCACAGUCUGGACUACAUAGGAAUGUGUCAAACUCAACUUCGACCUACGUAGUGUUUUUGGUGGGGGAAAGCGGGGGUGCCCUUAACGAAAUCUACGCUAUAUAACUGUUCUACGAAAAAGUUCAUUCUUGUUUAUUGAAUAUUGUGUAUUUUAGGACGCCAACAUGCCUCGCAACUCUUAUCUCAGAGAUGAACUGUCGAUUAAAAACCGGUAGAAGUGCUAUCAAUUACAAAGAAACAAAGUACACACUACUAGAGUAAGUAUGAACUUAUUAUUUUAUAAAUUCCUACUAUUGUAUUUCGACUUACAGAAAUGAUGACGCUAAUGAAAGUGUCAAAUCGAAAACUAGUGAAGAAUAUAAGAAGAAAUUUGAGGUAAUGGUCCCGUUUUUUUAUCACAGGAUUAACACAGAUGUCUCUAUUCUAUCAGGCUGUCGUAGCAAACAUUGAACAAGAUUGCAAACUGUGUUUCAACAGAAUCACAGAGCACUACCAG